AUGGUAUGAGCCUAUAAUUUGAUGACAAAAACAAUAGUAACAUUAGCGUUAUGGUUAAACGUAUUGUAAGCUAAAAAAAAGUUAUGAAAUACCACGGUUGACGCGGUAAUUAACUGCGAAAUUUUUAUUACCUUAAUAUAACCGUAUCUUAUUGUAAUAAUACGUUUCUGCGAGCCGGUUUAAGACGAAGUGAGCGGCCGGUUUGUUAAUGAAGUAGGAGGAUGUACGACUACUUGUUUAACGUUAUUGUUUUUAUGCUCGCGGAUUUACCUAAUAUCCGAUGGGCUCAUUCAGUUUCGCGAUCUUAUUCACGGUACAGCUGGUUGAUGAGCCUAAAUUGACUAUUCUUUGACGAAAUUAUUUCUUUUGCCUGAUAUUGUACUUUUAAGUCUGUUUUGUCAGUUUACACAAGCUUUUAUUAGCUACAAAGUUUAUUUAUCUUUUUCUGAUUAAAAUAUAUUGACAUAUACAUCUUGGUAGUGGGUGAACUUGAAAAGGCUAUAUCUUGGUUCUACUGAUCUGGUAUAUAUAAAAAUUGAUCAGUAGGUACACAAGGCAUAGUAGUAUGAUAUUUUACUUAUUAUUUAUAUGUUGGAUUGGUUUUACGACCGUACGAGGGCAUAAUUUGGUAAGUUGUACUUACUGAUCAUGGAUAACAUAAAAUUUGUAUUAAUAGCAAAAAGGUUGUAAAUUCUAGCUUUUUUUUGUAAAAUACGGGUUGCGCUUUUCUUUUAUCAAUUGUUUUAAAGUUUUUGAAAAAAUGCUUGGUGGUCUUUUCAUUCCUAUGAUGUAUAUGUCAUGGUUAAUAUAAUUUGUUGCAUAACUUUUUAAAAAAUGGUUCAAAUUUAAGGUGAUUUGGCAAAAACAAACUUUAUAAAAUUGACUUUGAUUCUAUCAGAAUUACUUUCAUAAAAAUGUAAGAAACUUUCUUUACAGGCCCUUCAAAACGGUGUGUUCGGAGAGCCGCAGAUCUUUUGCGGUCCUGAAGGAAUUCACGUUUUAGUUCACACAAAAGAAGCCUUUCGUGGUCGGCUAUUCGUAGCUGAAGAAGCUGAUCGUCCAGAAUGUAUACAUUCAUAUGUGGAUUCAGAAGACUCGACCAAUUCGGCCGAAUUUCACAUCAAAUUCGGCGGUUGCAACAUGAGAAGGCAACGGACGGUAAGAUCUCACCAUUUUGAUAAUUAUUAAUGCCAUUUAAUAUAUUACUCUUUGUGAAAUAUAUCUAAUUGAAGCAAAAUAAUUGUAGCUAAGUCCACGAGGAGUGUCAUUCAGUUUCGUGUUGGUUACAUCGUUCCAUUCAACGUUUUUAACCGGCUCUGAUAGGGCUUUCAACGUGCGGUGCUUCUUUGUCGAAGCAGUAAAAGGUGUAGAAUCACAGCUACAAGUCAAGUAAGUGCUUUUUAAAAUUUCCAUGGCUUAAAAAUGUCAAUUUUACCAAACUUUGCCAAAAAACUCGUUUUUAGAAAGUGGAAGUAAAGUGGAAGAUUUGCAAUGUAUUUUGCACUAAAAAUCUUCCACUUAACUUUUAUUUUCAAAAUGUCUUCAAAUGGCAUAAAAAUGAGUUUUUGACAUAGAGAUGGAAGUUCGGUGGAAGAAUUUCAGUGCAAAAUACAUUACAUAUCUUCCACUCAACUUCCAUUUUCAAAAAGCCCCAAAAACGUGUUUUUAGGGCAUUCUAAAACUUUCUGAAGUGGAAGUUGAGUGGAAGAUUUUUUAUGUAUUUUGCAUUGAAAAUCUUCCACUCAACUUCCAAUUUUUAUUUUUGCCACAAAACAUCUCCUUGGGCAUUUUUAAGUAAAAAUAAUGGUAAAAACUUAAUUUUCGUUUAAAAAUCUAUUUUUUGUUACUUAAAAAUAGUGUUAAUGCUCUUUUUUUCAGUCAAUUAGUAACAGAACUUGUCCAACAAGAAUUUACCUUGCCUCAAUGUAACUAUUACCUAAAAUCCACCCACGAGUCUUCGUCUCUACGUUUUGCCAGUAUCGGAGACUCGGUAACUCACGUUUGGGAAUGUGAUUCGUCAGCCGCGUGGCUAUAUGGCCUUCUAAUUCACAGUUGCUACGUGGAUGAUGGGCGUGGUAACAAGUUCGAGUUGGUGGAUCAACAUGGCUGUGCUGUUGAUCGAAUGCUGUUGAAUGACAUUGUUUAUGAGGAGAAUGGUGUGAAUGCUUAUGUCAAUUCGCAUGUGUUCAAGUAUGCAGAUAGGGUGCAGCUGUUCUUCACUUGCACCGUGCAGCUUUGCUUUAAGGAGGAUGGAGGGUGCAGUGGGAUUACGGUAGGUUUUAUGGUUUUUAAGAUGUUUUUUCUACCCUACCCUACUCUACCGUACUCUACCCUAACUUUUCCUACCCUACCUUACCCUACCCUACCCUACCCUACCCUACUGUCCUACUCUAACUUGCACUACCAUACCCUGCUUUCCUCUAACCUAUCCUAAAUUACUAUACCUUACUCUACCUAGGCUAGGCCCUAUACUGGUCUUCACUUUACCCUACUCGUCCUUGCAAUGACCUACCCCAACUUUUUCCAUUUACUAUACCUCAUAUCUUUACCUCAACCCGUUCACUUACAUACUAUUCCUUGACCAUUGCAAAACCGACCGAAAGAAAUUUUUUUUCGAGAGUUAUAUAAUAAUUGCGAUAUUACCUAAUUUUAUGACAUAACUAGAUAGCCUAAGAGAAAUUGCAAGAAACCGUGUUGCGCAACGUUUUAUUGUGUAAUAUUAUAGCUUUUUAUAACAUUUGCCUCGAUGUAAAACGACCCAAAAAAUUACUGCGAGUGCUGGGAUUUUACCCUAUUUUACUUCGAGAAGGUGUUAUUUGUCUAACGUAAUUUAUUGUAAAUAUUAAGCCUAAGCCUACUAAGCCCAACACUACUAAGCCUAAGCCUACUAAGCCUAAGCCUACUAAGCCCAACACUACUAAGCCCAACACUACUAAGCCUAAGCCUACUAAGCCUAAGCCUACUAAGCCUAAGCCUACUAAGCCUAAGCCUACUAAGCCUAAGCCUACUCAGCCUAAGCUUACUAUCUUAAGUUUAAUAUCAUGAAUCAUUAAACACUUAAUUUUAGCCCCCACAAUGUGGCCAUGGUCAGCCCAUUCCACCCCUAGCCCAAAGAAAGUUUGUCAAUCACGAUUCAGUGGAAUCACAAGAACAUUCCGAACCUCAUCGUUCUCUAACGUUACAAAGCGUCCAAGAGCGACAAAGAGCCGCCCACAACCUGUUCAAAUCUAUACCUAGAAGAGGAUUGAAUCUUCCAGGAGCACCAAAGCUGUCACCUAGAUUGAAAGAUGACCCAGAUAAGGAUAUUGAGUAAGUGCAAGAAGAUGGGAGUUGAGUGGAAGAUUUGUAAUGUAUUUUGCACUGAAAAUCUUCCACUCAACUUCCAUUUUAAAAAAGUCUUAAAAUGACCUAGAAACACGUUUUUAACACUUUUUAAAGAUGGAAGUUGGGUGGAAGAUUUCCGGUGCAAAAUACAUUACAAAUCUUCCACUGAAUUUCCACUUGUAAAAAUGCUUAAAAACGUGUUUUCUGACCAUUUUAAGACAUUUUGAAAAUGGAAGUUAAUUGGAAGAAUCCUAGUGCAAAAUACAUUACAAAUCUUCCACUCAACUUCCACUUCUCAAAAUGCUCAAAGUUAGUUGUUUUUUUGGUUUUCUUCAGCAUUUAUGGGCUGGGACGAAAAUGAUUGCCAUUUUUUGACCGCUAAAAUCGUUGAACUAUUCUUUCUUUUGAUCAAAAACAACCUCCAAAGACAUUUUGAUCAAAAACAACCUCCAAACCCUUUCCUUCUCUAUCCGCUCUCUUCUUUCUCGCCCCACCGUCAAACCCAGUCGAAAAACAAGUGCCAACGCUAACCUAACCCUUUGCCUUGCCUUUUGGAGUAUCGCUUCUCGGCCUUUUGGCUAAGAUCAAAGUGUAGUAUCUGUUCUUAUCGGUUUAAUCUCCGGUACGACUUCUAUUGAAGUCAUUCGAGAUUAACAGAUUUUUGGGACCAGCUGAGUUGCGAAGGCUUGCCUUCCGCUCGGCAAGGGUCGGCCCGGUCUUGCACCUACUUCCGGGAACGGCCCAUAUAUUUUUGUCUUUUUAUACAAAAAGAAUGGCAAGAACUUUCUUUACAAAACAAAAAAUAUCAAGAACUUUCUUUACAAGCCUCUAAAAUUAACAUUUUUUCAGAAAACUAGUCCAAGAUGGAUCAGAAAACGACUUGAACAAGACCUUAUCCGAAACUAAUGAUACUGUAACAGAAGGGAAGAGACUAGGGAGAGAUGCUCUUAACUUUAUGGAAACUGAUCUGAGUACUGAGCUUACUGUAAUGCCAUUGGACGAGGAGAUACGUGGUAAGUUGAAAGAGUAGGGUAGGGUAGGGUAGAGUAGGGUAGGGUAGGGUAGGGUAGGGUAGGGUAGGGUAGGGUAGGGUAGGGUAGGGUAGGGUAGGGUAGGGUAGGGUAAGGUAGGGCAAGGUAUGGUAAAUGUACAGUUUUCUUUUGGAAGUGGAAAAACGAGCAUCUAGGGCAGGGUAAAUUUUUUCAAGUUUUUUUGGGGGUGGAUAUUUGAAAAUCAUGGGCGGGGUAAUUUUCUGAUUAAAAAUCCUGAGGAGGGGGCUGUAAGCUAUAAAAAUUAAUUUUCAGACCAAAAACCUCGAGAAACAAUCUCAACACUGCCCUAUGUUAAUCAUCCUGCUGUGUGUAUCAGUAGAGUUGGUGUUUUCACCCUAGCGUCAGUGUUCGUUCUGAUACUCUUUGGUACUGCACUGAUGUCUGUCGUACUGUAUAAUCGACGAAAACAGGUCGAAAUCGCUGCGCAAACUCGGAAGAUUUAUUUGACUGAAUAA
Bursaphelenchus okinawaensis is the source of this 4831-nucleotide messenger RNA. The record is from the annotation of a GenBank genome assembly. NCBI's taxonomy places the organism in Eukaryota, Metazoa, Nematoda, Chromadorea, Rhabditida, Aphelenchoididae.